Messenger RNA from Durusdinium trenchii, 2353 nucleotides. The record is from the annotation of a GenBank genome assembly. Lineage: Eukaryota; Dinophyceae; Suessiales; Symbiodiniaceae.
AUGAGUAUGAUUCCAAAAGGGAAUUCGAAGUCUGGCCUUCCAAUGCAGCGCUCAGUGCCAAUCUUGGCGCUUCUCGCGCUUUGUUGGAGCCCAGGCUUUGUUGGUCGGGAAUGGCGUAUAUGGCCAGCUGCACGUCCAGCGCCUGCAGCACCUGCAGGGCUGCGUGCCAGGUCCGCACGUCCAGCUGUGCAAUUCCAACGGGCCGGCUCACACUCUGGACCAGAUGCCCAACGGCUACUGUCACAGCAGUCCAAGCCACUCCUGGUGUUUCUUCCAGGCAUCGAUGGCGCUGCCCGACUCCGCUCCGUGCAAUUCCGCCGGCUCUGGACCUUCUACGACUCAUGGGCCAUGGAUGUGACCGCCGAUGACCGGAGCGACCUUGAUGAGCUGCUGAACAUGCUUGAGACCUUUAUCAAGGAGCAUCGCGCUGACAGGCCGGUGCUGCUUGUGGCAGAGUCCAUGGGUGCGGUGUUGGCGCUGAAUUUGGCCUUCAACCAACCCAAGCUAAAUGAAGCUCUUUGUUUGAUCAAUCCGGCCACCAGCUACAGAAGAACGCCGUUGUCAUUGUUGGCGCCGUUGCUUCCAAGCCUACCGGAGAACCUCUAUGAGACCCUGCCAGCCGUGAUCACACCACUGGUUGGCCGAGUUGGCUGGUAUGAGGGAGUCAUUAGCUCCCAGCAAGUUGACUCCGCUGGCUCCAGCCCUUUGGAGAACUUCCUGCGCAUCAGCCGCGGCUUGAGCAAAGCGUUGCCUCCAGAAACCCUGCGCUUUCGUGAGUCUCUCCUGCGCAAGGGUUUGCGGCGUUUGGAGCCCAGGAUGGCGGAUCCACCGGCCAUUGUCACUCUCCUGGUGGCCGGGGAUGCGGACGCAGUUCUACCAUCAGUGGCCGAAACGGCACGCUUGCAGAAGUUGCUUCCAGGUGCUCAGCGGGUCGUUCUGCCAGGGGUUGCGCAUGCUUGCUUUGACGAUGUGAACAAUGUGAACCUGCUUUCUUUGCUGACGGAUGCUGGCAUUACACAACGUUUGACGCAAGCCAAGGUGAGCACACCGAGCUUGACCCCGAAAACGUGGCUUGACAGAUCCCUACUUCAGGCCCGCUCCUGGGUGUCUCCGGUCUUUCUGUCCACCGCGCAUGGCCGUGUCAUGCCGGGCUUACCCGUGGUCGAUGCCGAGACGCCGUUGCUGUUGGUUGGGAACCACCAGCUGUUCAGCUUGGACGGGAUCUUCAUAGUCGAAGAGUUUUUGCGCGAACAGCAGCGGUUGGUCACUGCCAUGGUAUACCCGCCACUGUUGGAUGAAGUGUCGCCGCUAGAUCCUUUGCCAUAUCCUUUUCCUGGUUCUUUGGAGCUCUUUGAGAAGUUUCAGGUGAAACCCACAAGCCCACGAAACCUACUGAAGACGCUGCGCCCGGGCAACGCUGCUUUGCUCUUCCCUGGUGGCGCUCGUGAGGUCUUCAAGCGCAAAGGUGAAGAGUACCAACUCUUUUGGCCUGAUGCGCCUGACUUGGUGCGGAUAGCUGCAAAGGCCAAUGCCACCAUCGUCCCGUUCAGUGGGGUUGGUAGCGACGAGUUUUUUGCCGGCACUGUGCUCGAUUCAGACGAGCUGCUUGGGUUGCCGGUGAUUGGAGAUUGGUUUCGGGAGCGUAUUCAGAAUUUGCCAACCUUUGUUGAGGAUGACGUGUUCGUGCCACCGGUGCCAGUACCACGGAUCCAAGGACCCAGGCGAAAUUACUUCCUCUUCGGCGAACCGGUACCCACAGCUGAGGUUGACCACAAAGACCGCGCAGCGUGCGCAGAAAUCUAUUCUCAGAUUCGCAGUGCUGUCAAGGUUGGGAUGGACUACCUGUUGUCCGCACGUGAAGACGACCCCUUCGAGGACAUGCCAGGAAGAUAUGCCUGGGAACAGGCGACUGGAGUCCAGGCGCCUUCAUUUGAUUUGCGGAAGUGGGGGCGUGUAGCCCAGGCUGGAGCCAAAGCAUCGCCCACAAGCCAGAACUCCUUUUGGUCCUCGCCCGCAGCCAGGCCAGCGAAGCUUCGAACGGAGGGCCCUGACGAUGGGCAGACGCUCCUCGCUCGUGGGCCACAGGUCCGUGAGUUGAUGUGUGCGGGUCCCCUGCUUCGCCGGUGUCAUGCAUCGCCACUCCAUGGCGCUGCCAAUCUCUUUACACUGAUCUUCCUGCUUUUCUGGAGCAGAGCUUUGCAUUUUGCUAUGCUUUGCUCAUGGCUCCUCCGAACUUUUUAAGACUUUCCCGUGCCGGGAUCUGGCAACACCUGCCAGGGCGGCAGGCUUUUCCUUGCAGCAUCUGGAAAUCUGGGCGUGCAGCCCCUCGUGAAACAACAAGCUGGCGAUGUAA